GGGAGGACAGUUGCAUACAUGAUUACAGCUAAAAAAACUCGAUCACAGUAAAGAAGUGUUUUUUGAUUGGUGCAUACAACACGCUGUAGUGGGUGGUCGCAGCAGUCAGGUUGAGGGAUAUAGGCUUCAACUCGACUGCUAGCGACUGUAAUUUCAUGCUCCGCUUUCGCUAUAGAGUACCGCCCACUAAGGGACUGGCCUCCUUCAAGCGGACACAGUAGGGAAGUCUGCAAAUUAGAGCCGUUUGGGUUUGUGAGGAAGCUAUCAUGAGUGAGGAAUUCCCAGAGCCAGGAGAAAUCACAGCAUCUCUCUGUUUCUGCAUAAGCUGACCGGGGAACCCCCUAUAUAAGACGCAUGCACUCGCUCUCUUUUAUAGCUCGUUGGUUUCCUUUGUGCCAGAACUCGCUACUGUUUCCCUGGUGUCACCAAUCCUUGUAUACCACAAGCUGUAAUUCACCUCACAACCCACUUUAUUAUUUUAAAUUUAAGUCCACAUCCACCUUCUUCCCCAUUACUCAAACUAUAACCCUCAGGUCCAGUUUCAUUGUCAGUGCUAUCUUGUCACGGUACACACCCCCAUGUAACCGCAGGAUGCGUAUGUGCUUCUGUGUCUGUCACUUCCAGACCGUGAUCUCUGGUAUUUACCCUCCCAUUGUCAUUAAUAUCUGUCAGCUCUCCUCCCCCUAUCACUGUUAAAUCGUCCAGCCUCCCAUAUCACUCGUGCCCUUCCCCUUCUUGCAUUGCUGCUGUCUAAUUCAUCUCCUCCCCGGGGGUCUGUGUCAGGUCUUUCCUUCCCGCAUCUCCUCUUUUCUUUCCUCCGUGUAUCCUCCUCCCCCCCUCCCGUCACCCGAUGGGAUUGCCUUCCCGGAGUUAUCAGGCCGCCCGGGAGCUCCGCUGAGAGCAGCCUUUAUCUCCCCCGGGCAUCAUGCGGCCGCUGUUGCGGAGGCUGCUACGGGUCUCCAAUCGAUCCAUCUUCGCCUUCCUGUUCUUCUUCUCGUUGUCAUCGUCUUGCCUGUACUUCAUCUAUGUGGCCCCCGGAAUAGCAAAUACCUACCUCUUCAUGGUACAAGCUCAAGGCAUAAUGCUCAGAGACAAUGUUAGAACAAUCGGGCAUAUAAUACGACAGUACACCAGUAAAAACACUACACUCAAUGGAACAGAUUAUCCUGACGGUACCAAUGCAACUGACCUUACUGCUCAGGCCCCAGUAUUUCUACCUGAGAACUUCACAUAUUCUCCUCACCUUCCAUGUCCAGAAAAGCUGCCUUUUAUGCGUGGACAUGUAAGUGUCAAUAUGAGUGAAAUUACUUUGGAUUAUGUAAGUGAGCUAUUUUCAAAGAAUAUGAAUAUUGGACCAGGUGGCCAUUGGAGACCAGUGGAUUGCACUCCAAGAUGGAAGGUGGCCAUUCUUAUUCCAUUUCGCAACCGACAUGAACACCUCCCUAUUUUCUUCAGACAUCUUAUACCAAUGCUGCAAAAACAGCGUUUGGAAUUUGCCUUCUAUGUCAUCGAGCAGGCAGGUACACAGACUUUCAACCGUGCAAUGCUAUUCAAUGUUGGCUUUAAAGAAGCUAUGAAAGACAGAAGUUGGGACUGUGUGAUCUUUCAUGAUGUGGAUCACAUUCCUGAAAAUGAUCGAAAUUAUUAUGGAUGUGGAGAAAUGCCACGUCAUUUUGCAUCAAAACUUGACAAAUAUAUGUACAUCCUUCCCUACAAUGAAUUCUUUGGCGGUGUUAGUGGCUUGACCGUGCACCAGUUUAGAAAGAUAAAUGGAUUUCCCAAUGCCUUCUGGGGAUGGGGAGGUGAAGAUGAUGAUCUGUGGAACAGGGUCCAUUUAGCUGGUUUUAAUGUGUCUAGACCAGAAGGGGAUAUAGGAAAAUACAAGUCAAUUCCUCAUCAUCAUAGAGGAGAAGUCCAAUUUCUUGGCCGGUAA
Messenger RNA from Bombina bombina (fire-bellied toad), 1933 nucleotides. RefSeq names its product beta-1,4-galactosyltransferase 6 (gene B4GALT6). NCBI's taxonomy places the organism in Eukaryota, Metazoa, Chordata, Amphibia, Anura, Bombinatoridae. Bases 926 to 1933 code for a protein of 335 amino acids. Gene Ontology annotation, biological process: carbohydrate metabolic process; glycosphingolipid biosynthetic process. The transcript has 8 exons. Gene Ontology annotation, molecular function: UDP-galactose:glucosylceramide beta-1,4-galactosyltransferase activity. The record is from RefSeq and is a predicted model, not a curated record.